Molecule: messenger RNA, 1449 nt
Organism: Cherax quadricarinatus
Lineage: Eukaryota; Metazoa; Arthropoda; Malacostraca; Decapoda; Parastacidae
Product: very long chain fatty acid elongase 7-like
Biological process (GO): sphingolipid biosynthetic process; fatty acid elongation, monounsaturated fatty acid; fatty acid elongation, polyunsaturated fatty acid
Cellular component (GO): endoplasmic reticulum membrane
Molecular function (GO): fatty acid elongase activity
Source: RefSeq, a predicted model, not a curated record
GAACCGACCCACUACGCCUGGGACUGGAGUAAUUCUCCACACCUGGAGUAGAACAGACUCUCUACUCUUGGAAGAUGACUACUUCGUCUACCUCCGCCCGCCGCGAGACGCCGGAAGUCAUCCCGCAGCCAGAAGAGAAAGAGACAUUACGGCAACUAAAGGCCACGGGAAAGUUAGUAGCAGUGCUUGUUAUACUCAGUUAUAUGUAUGGAGACCUGACCGUGGCCCGCCAGUUGACUCCAGACCCACGUCAGCACUCAUGGCUCCUCAUGAGUUCUCCUCUACCCACUAUCCUCGCAUGUCUCCUGUACGUGGGGACCGUCACCUGGUGGGGACCUCAGUACAUGAGCACCAGGAAGCCUUUCGCCAGGCUCAGGAACGUCAUGAUGGCUUACAACGUCUUCCAAGUCAUAUUUUCUGCUCGCAUCUUCUGGGAGGCUGGUAUGGGCGGCUGGUUCGGUAGCUACUCCAUCUUAUGCCAGAGAUGUGAUUUCUCCGACAACCCUCAAGCGGUCAGGAUGGUGCACGCUGGAUACUGGUAUCUGUUUUCCAAGUUCGUGGACUUUAUUGACACGGUGUUUUUCGUGCUGCAUAAGAAGAACAAACACGUAUCUCUGCUCCAUGUAUGUCAUCACGCACUAAUGCCAGUGUGUAUGUGGUAUGGGAUCAGAUAUUAUUCCGGCGGCCACACAACACUGACGUUCCUGCUCAACUCCUUCGUUCACGUCGUGAUGUAUCUCUACUACUUGCUGGCUGCCAUGGGGCCUCGCCUGCGUCCCUUCCUCUGGUGGAAGAAGUACCUAACUACCCUCCAGAUUGUCCAGUUCACUGUCGUCAUUAUCCAGAACUUGAUGGUAAUGUUUGUGGAGUGUGCCAUCCCAUCGGUGUUGCUGGCCUGGGUGAGCGGCAUGGCUCUCCUCUUCUUCGUCCUCUUCACUGACUUCUACAUCAGAGAGUACAGGAAGCGUAUCAAACAUCAGGAUAAAAUGAAGGGAGGACCCAUUGACCUAUCAGUGUCAUGCCUGAACUUAACCAAAACUGGAAUUUCGAAAAGCCCCAAACACCUUCCACAGAAUGAUGCAUCCCACCGUCUCUGCAGCGGUGCAACAAAUUUGCUGGUUAGCGAAAUGGCGGUCCAUGUCUCCAACAGUACGAGCUUUUCGGGCAAGACAUCUCUCAAGAAGAGGGACGACGUUCCGAAUGUGUUAACGAGAGAAAAGGAGGACGGGACAUCAAGACGGAGUCGUACUGCUCAAACGGCUCAGGUCGUGCCUCCGGAACGACUCUUAACCCCAUCAGCUGUUUUCUCCACCUAAUUAUAGAUACAUAAACAAGUGCUUUUUAUAAAUAUAAACAUGUUUCAUUAACUAUACAAAUCUAAAUAUAUGUUAUUUACUAUUAAAAAUCCUUCUGUGAUUGUGAUAAUUUGUAAUGAAUGUUUUUUUUUAU